Messenger RNA from Bactrocera dorsalis (oriental fruit fly), 1009 nucleotides. RefSeq names its product proteasome subunit alpha type-3 (gene Prosalpha7). Gene Ontology annotation, cellular component: synapse; proteasome core complex; nucleus. The record is from RefSeq and is a predicted model, not a curated record. The transcript has 3 exons. The coding region runs from base 144 to 905 and encodes 253 amino acids. Lineage: Eukaryota; Metazoa; Arthropoda; Insecta; Diptera; Tephritidae. Gene Ontology annotation, biological process: ubiquitin-dependent protein catabolic process.
AAAAGUCAAAAUUGGUUGUCAAACUUCUAACCUAACAAAAGGCAAAAUAAGCCGUUUCAUCGCUCGCAAACAAAACGAAGGGUGUCCACUUUUUACUUUUUCCAUUUAUUAUUAUAAAUUAGUGAAUUUAAAAAUUAUAAGAAAUGAGUUCUAUCGGUACAGGGUACGAUCUUUCGGCAUCACAAUUUUCGCCUGAUGGUCGGGUCUAUCAAAUUGAGUACGCUGGUAAAGCGGUAGAAAUGAGUGGAACGGUCAUUGGAAUGCGUGGAAAAGAUGGUAUUGUUUUGGCCGUAGAAAAAAUUGUAACCAGUGCUUUGUAUGAGGAUGACGCAGCUACACGUAUAUUUACUGUAGACAAAAACAUUGGUAUUGCUAUUGCUGGUCUUUUAGCUGAUGGGAGAUAUAUAGUGGACAUCGCUCGACAAGAGGCCGCUAAUUUCCGUCAACAAUUCGAACGUACAAUACCUUUGAAACAAUUAACUGAACGUGUAUCAGCUUAUGUGCAUGCCUAUACGUUGUACAGCGCAGUGCGCCCAUUUGGUGUGUCUGUUAUAUUGGCCUCAUGGGACGAGGAGCAAGGACCACAACUAUAUAAAAUCGAACCUUCUGGUACUUCAUUCGGGUAUUUUGCCUGUGCUAGUGGCAAGGCCGAACAGCAAGCUAAAACAGAGAUGGAGAAAUUAAAAUUUGCGGAGAUGAGUGUGGACGAUUUGGUUCAGAAUGCGGGCAAGAUCAUUUAUUUGGUACAUGAUGAGCUCCGAAACAAAGAUUUCCAUUUCGAAAUGAGUCUGGUCAGCAAAGAAACAAAAGGGCUACAUCGUUUAAAUCCCCAGCCAUGGUACGAUCAGGCAGUUCAAAGUGGUCUAGCGGCAAAGAAUGAGGACGAUAGUGAUAAUGAAAUAUAAGAUAUUUUUUAUUUAAUUCUAAAUCUCUAUAUAAUAACUAAUCUAUUUGAUUUGGUUUCAAAUAUUUAAUAAAAAAAUUAAAUCUCGAGCACACGAGAAAUAAA